Cetraspora pellucida is the source of this 375-nucleotide messenger RNA. The record is from the annotation of a GenBank genome assembly. Lineage: Eukaryota; Fungi; Glomeromycota; Glomeromycetes; Diversisporales; Gigasporaceae.
AUGGAAUUACUUUAUACAUUACUUCAAAGUUUAAACACCAAGAAACAUAUUAAUAUUGCAAUUGAUGGAUAUGCAGCAGUUGGAAAAACAUCAGUUAAAGAAGCAAUUGCGAAUCAAUAUGAUUAUCAGUUUAUUGAUUCUGAGUUAUUUUAUCGAUAUGUUGGUCAUUAUUAUAAUGAUUACUCAAUUGACCAAAUCAAGCAAAUCUUCAAUGAAGAACAGAUAUUAGAACUGAUUAAUUCUAUCAAACAUCUUGAUAAAGAACAAUAUCAAGAAUCAGGAAUUAGAGUAGCUCAGAUAUCAACAAAUAACAAAUUAUGUGAUAUUAUAAAUGAAACAAUUAGAAAAAUAGUCAAGAAUAAAGGAUUUGUUGUA